Molecule: messenger RNA, 905 nt
Organism: Rubroshorea leprosula
Lineage: Eukaryota; Viridiplantae; Streptophyta; Magnoliopsida; Malvales; Dipterocarpaceae
Source: the annotation of a GenBank genome assembly
AUAGCCUUUGUUAGAAGCUAUGUGAAUUGGAAAAUAGCCAUUCCUGUCUCUUUGAUAUGCAGCAGCAUAGAAUUUUUCUAGCAGGAAGGUCACCCCUUCAAUAUAACCUAUGGAUGCAGCACGGUGAAGCGGAUUCCUUCCUAGUUCACAUGUUAAACUAAAGGAAGCUUGAUCCUUCUUCCACAUAUUUUCACGACAUCUGACAUACACAAAAGAAGUCGAGAAGGAACAAAAAAAGACUGUUUAGCGAAUAAAAUUACCAAUGUUUCUCCCAUUUAGGGCAGCAUGUACAGGACACCUGUUCUGCAGUCUCUCUUCUCCACUGCUUCUCACCAAUGGAUUUUCCAUUAUAUGCCUAACAAGAUCAGCAUAUCCUGCAGUUGCAGCCAGAUACAGCACAGACUUCCCUUUCUUGUUGACUGCAUAUGUUAUUGCAGUUUUGCCAUCUUUAUUCUUGUCUCGUAAAACUGCUUCAAUGAAUUCUUCGGUUAUGGCAUUGACAAUAGAUGAGGAAGGGCAAAUCCUUGCAGAUGAGAUUAACAAUCUCACAAUGCCUAUGGCUUGUUGCUAUACGAAGGAUUGUAUUCUUCUAGGGACUUACCUGAAUGCAAGUUACAGCUGUGUACAACUCUGGAUCCAUGAAGCUAGAAUUCCCAUAAGUCUCUUCCCCAUCCCAUCAGUAAACAAGCUGGAGUUUCCUUUCACCAAGUCAGUAUCUGUUUCUCCUUCCUUCUUUCUCCAAGAACUCCCAUCUGCUUUUUUCCUUUCCUCUCAAAAUCAUUUAUGAUUUUCCCCAUUGAAGAAUCUCAACCACUUUCCAAACCAAAGUGCAAGAAGGUAUUUUUCAUUUUUAUCCUGAGUUGGAACUUACUUACAACCAGAGAAAGUAAAAACAAAUUAUUAGU